AUGUCGUUCCUUGCCAGAUGCAUGGACACAAACAGUACAACACGAGAGGAGGAGGUUGGCGUUCUUGAGGAUUCAUUAGACUUGAGCCUUGACCCAGGGCCCCUCGUGAUCCCAGAUCCGCCGCGCCGGCGCUCACGCGGCUCCAUCGGUGGCGAGUCAAGCCACGGUACCACUUCCGCCCUCAUCCCAGAAUUCCGCCAGGACCUAGACUGCGUCUUCCCUUGGCUAGAAGACUGCUACACCAACCACCCGUACUGCAGCGAAAAAGCCACCCCGGUCAACGACCUACCCCCAGGCGACCUGUUCCUCAUCGACCUCGAGGACGGGAACCGCCUCGUCAAAGCCAAGCCCGAUGCCGCGUACGUCACCCUCAGCUACGUCUGGGCGUCUGCGCCCCGCCUCGACGCCGCCCACCGCCCCGUGCAGGUGGGCGAGCGCAUCCCCGCCGAUCGCAUGACGCAGCUCUUCGUCGACGUCUCCCACGUCGCCCGCAAGCUCGCCGCGCGCUACCUCUGGAUCGACAAGUUUUGCAUCGCGCAGCACGACAACAAGCUCAAGCACCGCCAGUUCCAGCAGAUGCGCAUCAUCUACCGCAACAGCCUGCUCUGCAUCGUCGCCGUCGACGCCGACGCCGAGACCCGCGGCUUGCCCGGCAUCUCCCGGCCCCGCGUCGCCUGCCGCCUCAAGAAGAAGCCCAACUCGCCCCGCCGGCGGUCCUCCCUCAGCACCGAGUCCGACACGUAUCUAUGGCAGCUGCGCCACGCCAGCCAGGGCCUCAUCGCCCCCAUGUGCCUAUCCACCCGCAGCGUGCAGGCCCUCAUCAAGGCCUCCAAGUGGUGGAGCCGCGCCUGGACCUACCAGGAGCACUGUCUCUCGCGCCGGUGCCUCGUCUUCACCGACGAGCAAUUCUACUUUGAGUGUAACCGCGGCCAGUGCCGGUGCGAGGCCGAAGUCGAGGGCGUCGAGGAGGUGGGCGGCAUCUUUCAAAUCAUGAGGCCCUCCCCGCACUCCCGCGACCGCCCCGACAAGGUCGCCCGCUCCUACCGGGAGCACCUCGAGGAGUUCACCAGGCGCGACCUGCGGUACGAGAGUCAGGCCCUCAACGCCUUUGUCGGCAUCGUCAAGCACCACCAAAUGAUCCACCCACUCCUUCAGCAGGUUUCGGGCAUCCCCUUCUUCGCCUCGGGUCGGCCCGGCGACGCAGGUCGCCGCGUCUGGUGGGGCGAUCAGGACCAGGCCGACAUGGCCAAGGCCGUACUCCCUAUUCUCUUGCGUGGGCGCACCGUUACACCGGAUGGUGCGAGGAGGACCUGUGCCCGCGGCCCCGCGAGCUAUUUCCCAAAUGGUCCCCCUCGGCCCUUUGCCAAGGAUUUCGCCUUUGAGCUGCACGGCAACAUGGUGCCCUACGAGAAGCUCUACUCGAGCGCCGCGUACGCGUCCCUCUCCCAGUUCGAAAAGGACACCUUUAGCCCCCGCGUCUUCUCCAUGCGCACCGUCGCUCUCCCGGCCAACGUCGUGGGUAAGCUCGCGUACAACAACACGUCCUUCUUCUGGACCGUCUGCGGCUUUCCGGCCGAGGUCUCCCUCAGCCACCGCGCGGAGUCGCCCAAGCGCGCCAACAAGAUGCUUCGCACAGGCGAGUUGCGCGCCCUGCUCCUCGGCGACAACAGCAUCUGCAGAGACGGCUCCCCGGCCGCGCGCUGUUCAUGA
This is a messenger RNA of Parascedosporium putredinis, 1710 nucleotides long. Lineage: Eukaryota; Fungi; Ascomycota; Sordariomycetes; Microascales; Microascaceae. The record is from the annotation of a GenBank genome assembly.